Molecule: messenger RNA, 1191 nt
Organism: Penicillium angulare
Lineage: Eukaryota; Fungi; Ascomycota; Eurotiomycetes; Eurotiales; Aspergillaceae
Product: IST1 family protein
Exons: 2
Coding region: 1-1191 (396 amino acids)
Biological process (GO): protein transport
Source: RefSeq, a predicted model, not a curated record
AUGCCUCCUUCGACGCAAACAACCAGAUUGAUAUCCAACUUGCGCCUCCUUAUCCCACGUCUCCGCCUUCUUCAGAAAAAAGACACCGCAUCCUCCGUCAUCCAGCGUCGCGAACUCUCCCACCUUCUCAGUGAAGGCCGCGAUGCAUCUGCGCGCAUCCGAGUCGAAAAUGUAAUCUCUACUGAUAUCGGGGUCGAGGUAAUGGAAAUAGUGGAACUGUACUGCGAACUAUUACUUGCGCGAGCCAAUGUGCUGGAUCAGAUUGCGUUCGGGGAGAAAGGCACCCGCGCCAGACUGCGCGCAAAGGAGCUUCAUAAAAGACAAAUGCAGGCACAGUCUGCUAAGGCUGGUGCGUCGGGGACAGAAGCGAAACAGGCGGAGAGUACUGGGUCUAUGUUUGGGUUCUCAUGGCUUGGAGGUUCGCAGAAAAGGGAAACUGUCUCUACGACCCCUGCAGUUGAUGGGGCAGAUGACACCGCAUUAACAGAUGAAGAGAACGCGUACAUGGAUACUGCAAUUGAUGAAGCUGCUGUUGCUAUUUUCUAUGCGUGGCAUCGUUUUCCUCAUGAGAUGCGCGAAUUAACGAUUCUUCGAACUAUGCUUGGGGAACGAUAUGGGAAGGAGUUCAUGACAUUGGCACAAGACAAUAAGGUUGAUUCGGUCAAGGUUCCUGAGAGACUUCUUAGGGGAUUACGUGUGCGUUCACCGGGACAAGAGCUUGUUGAAAAUUACUUGCGGGAGAUUGCGAGAGCAUACGGAGUUACUUGGGGUGAGAGCGAUGAGCUAGAAGCGCAGGAAGUUCUUGGUGAUGCACCGCCGGAGUUCGUUGGCGAAACUCAAGAUGGAAAUGGUCAUGAUCAUGGUCAUGAUGGAGGCGAUCUUCCACAGACUCCAAGGAAGCAGCAGGCUACUGAUUCUCAGCCUUAUUUCAAUGAAGCACGACGAGCCUCGGAUACUAGUGAUUUGAACAAAGCUACACCUCCUCGUGGAGCUGCUAUGGGACGUAGUCCUGUUAGUGUAGCGCCUCCUGCUCCUAGAACGGACAAUCCGAACCCACGAGUCAAGGUUCCUGGACCGAAGGAGGGGGAGGCUGGUCAAACUUCUAAGCAGGCGACGACAAAAAGCAAUAAUGGGAUUCCAGAGUUGGAUGAGCUCACACGGCGAUUUGCGGAUCUCAAACGGAAGCCUUGA